This is a messenger RNA of Rotaria sordida, 843 nucleotides long. NCBI's taxonomy places the organism in Eukaryota, Metazoa, Rotifera, Eurotatoria, Philodinida, Philodinidae. The record is from the annotation of a GenBank genome assembly.
AUGGCAUUAGCUAAUGUACUUGGUUUUAAUUCCAAUGAUGGAUUCAAUCGUUCACUUCAGUGUAAAAAAACUGAUGCUAACAUUGAUGAAUUUUGUCCAAAAUUAAAUAUAGAUAAUAUUGCAAAUUUUAUUACUUUACCACCUUAUGCUGAUCCUGCGAAAUAUUUAAAAAUGAUUAAUGAAAAUGUUGAUCGAGUUAAAAUAAAAUUUCUUAAAGGUACAACAACAUUAGCAUUUAAAUUUCGUAAUGGAGUUAUAGUAGCUGUUGAUAGUCGUGCAACAGCUGGUGGUUUUAUUGCUUCUGGAGAAGUCAAAAAAGUUAUUGAAAUUAAUCCAUAUCUAUUGGGUACAAUGGCUGGUGGUGCUGCUGAUUGUGCUUUUUGGGAACGUGUACUUGCACGACAUUGUCGUAUAUAUGAAUUACGUAAUAAAGAAAAAAUAUCUGUUGCUGCUGCAUCAAAAAUUCUUGCUAAUAUGAUUUUCGAGUAUCGUGGAAUGGGUUUAUCAAUGGGUACAAUGAUUGUUGGUUGGGAUAAACGAGGUCCUGGUUUAUAUAUGGUAUCAGAUGAUGGUGAACGUAUUAGUGAUAAUUUAUUUUCAGUUGGUAGUGGAUCAAUAUAUGCAUAUAGUAUUCUUGAUGCUGGUUAUAAAUAUGACAUGAGUACAAAUGAUGCAAUUGAUCUUGCUCGUCGAGCUAUUGUACAUGCUGCACAUCGUGAUGCUGCUUCAGGAAAUAUUGUUCGAAUCUAUCAUAUGAAAGAAACUGGUUGGGAAAAGAUUGAAGAAAAAGAUACAAAUGAUUAUAUGUAUCAAUAUCUUGAAGAUAAAACGAUGAAUUUUUAA